CGGAAGUUGUCGCGUUCAUGACUUUCACGCAAAGCUUACUUAUACUGCUUUUUUUGUUUUGUUUGUUUUAAUCUAACGUAAACAAAAUUAAUGAGAAAUACAUCUCCAUAUUAGUUUGAUUGAAUAGGACGUCACGAAAUACGUGACUAACGCCCAUCUAAUAAAAGUCCAUUCUAAUCCUGAACGGCUCACAGUUUAGUACCUGGAAGAUGGAGCAGAGUGGGACCUCAGUUUAAAAUUGCCUACGAAGCUAUGACGCAACAUCGUGUCUUAUUAUUGUGAUGAGCAGCAGCGGCGGAGUCGUCAUCAUCGGCCAAUUUCUUCUUCCUUCGACUCGAAAAUGUCGCCAACGAGAUCCCGUCUGCGCUAAUCAUGUGUGCGCUAGCAUGCUGCACGCUAGCAAGUGGAGUUAGCAGCAGCAGCGGCGACUCGCCGGGUGAACUUCAGCCGCGGAGUGGAAGCGCUCCAUCGAAGGAAAAGAAGCUCUUCUGACAAUUUUGGACACAAUGGCACCUCAUGCUGUGGUUCAGGCUGUCAUCGACCUUUCUGCUGGAGCUAUCGGGGGCGUUGCGUGUGUCUUCAGUGGACAACCUCUGGACACCGCCAAGGUCAAGAUGCAGACCUUCCCCACACUCUACAGGGGCUUCGUCCACUGCAUCACGUCUACCUACAAACAAGUCGGUAUUCGGGGCCUCUACCAGGGAACGUCGCCGGCUCUGAUGGCCAACGUCGCCGAGAACUCCGUGCUCUUCAUGAGCUACGGCUUCUGCCAGGAGGUCAUCCGCUUCACGGCGGGACUGCACACCGAUGCCGUGCUGAGUGACAUGCAGAAAGCGUGUGCCGGCUCAGUGGCGUCCAUCUUCUCUUCGCUGGUUCUCUGCCCGACCGAGCUGGUCAAGUGUCGUCUGCAAGCCAUGUACGAAAUGGAGGCCACGGGCAAGAUUGCGAGGAGUCAGAACUCGGUGUGGUCUGUGGUCAAGUCCAUCAUGAAGAACGACGGUCCGCAGGGCUUCUUCCAGGGCCUGACCACAACCGUCGCCAGAGAGGUCCCCGGCUACUUCUGCUUCUUCGGCGCCUACGAGCUGUGCCGCAGCGCCUUCGCGGAAUACAUGAAGUGUGAAAAAGACGACAUAGGCGUGGCUCCGAUUGUUUUCAGCGGAGGUUUCGGAGGGGCGUGUCUGUGGCUGGUGGUCUACCCCAUGGACUGCGUCAAGUCUCGGAUCCAGGUCAUGUCCAUGACGUCCAAACAGGGCGGCUUUUUCAAAACCUUUAUGACCAUUGCACGCACCGAAGGCGUCAGAGCGCUCUACUCCGGUCUCACUCCCACCAUGGUGCGCACCUUUCCUGCUAACGGAGCACUUUUCCUGGGCUACGAGGCCAGCCGCAAGGUCAUGAUGAAGCAGUUUGACAGCUGAAUUGCCCGUUUUUCCACAAGUGAGGAAGGGGCAGCGGUCUGGAUGCAUUCGGGCCACAGAAGCUCACCCACACUCCCAUUGAUGCUCAUGUGAGGAUGCUCGUGAUUGUUUUGUUGGCUUUUGCUCAAGUUCGUCUCCAUUUCCUUUAAACAUAUUUGAAGUGAUGAUGAUGCAUUUUUAGAGCUAACAAUCGUUAGUAGCCUGCAGUAUUUCUGAGAGACCGCUAUUCUACGUGGAAUUGUCCACAUUUCGUUGUUGCCUACCUCAGUGUGGUGAAAUGCACAAAAAUAUCUCGGAUUUUAAGUUUUUUCCGAGCCUCUAAUGUGUGCGGGCACAUCAAGUAGAAAAAAGGAAAACUACUUUUGAAUGCACGACUAUUUUCGAGCCUUGAAACAGACCAAUUGUGUUCACUGGUCUAAUAAUGCCACUCCUGAGUUUAUCUAACUUUUUAGUAUUUCGAAAUAAAAUGUAUGAGUCACAUGUUUUUAAAAAUGGUGUGAUAUCCUAGUUUUUCAAUUUUCUGCUUUUUGAGUAUUUCCAAACUGACUGGCUGAUGUCUUGAAUUUCAAUAACUGGGUGUGUUCUGACAAAGCGAAUUGAUUUCAACUGAAUCAAACACACCCAAUUCUGCUAACUAAUUAUUUGCCUUUUGUCUCAACUCGACCUCUCCUUUGGUGAAAUUCCCACAAAUGUACGGCAUUUGCCUUUUUAAUCUCCACAUUUUGCCUUUACUUGUGUGUGUGCGCGCGUGUGUGUGUGUGUGUGUGUGUGUGUGUGUGUGUGUGUGUGUGUGUAUGUGUGUAUAUAUAUAUAUAUUUUUUUUUAGGUCUGCUAAUGUGUGAUUUGCACUCCCUGUGCAGGGUUGUUCCACUGUUUUGCAGUUCACCAAUAAUCUCAGUCAUAUCCAUGGUAAUAGAAAUGUGUUUUAUUAAGAAAACGCCAACCAUUGAACUCUAAACAUCGUGGUAUAUUUAACAACCUUGAUAUUGUAGUUCUAAAAUCCAUAUUAAAGUUUUCACUGAAUCAGCUUAUUUUCCUGUGUUUCAUUUUAGCAUCAACAGAUUUGUACUGUAAAGUAUAAUUCAUAUUGCAGUUAUGGGAAAUAGAAUGCUGAGUGUAUAUAUUAUAUAUUCUUAUAAUGAAUGUGUGGCAUUGAACGUUGUACUUGAUUUUUAGAAGAUUAUAGGGAAUUUUGGAUUCAUCUUCAAAUUUUAUCGGAGAACCAUUUUCUGACAUGU
Molecule: messenger RNA, 2653 nt
Organism: Phycodurus eques (leafy seadragon)
Lineage: Eukaryota; Metazoa; Chordata; Actinopteri; Syngnathiformes; Syngnathidae
Gene: slc25a15b
Product: solute carrier family 25 member 15b
Exons: 7
Coding region: 507-1415 (302 amino acids)
Biological process (GO): mitochondrial L-ornithine transmembrane transport
Molecular function (GO): L-ornithine transmembrane transporter activity
Source: RefSeq, a predicted model, not a curated record